This is a messenger RNA of Phytophthora sojae, 2628 nucleotides long. RefSeq lists its product as hypothetical. The record is from RefSeq and is a predicted model, not a curated record. Gene Ontology annotation, molecular function: ATP hydrolysis activity; ATP binding; microtubule binding. The transcript has a single exon. Gene Ontology annotation, cellular component: microtubule; kinesin complex. NCBI's taxonomy places the organism in Eukaryota, Oomycota, Peronosporomycetes, Peronosporales, Peronosporaceae. Gene Ontology annotation, biological process: microtubule-based movement. Bases 1 to 2628 code for a protein of 875 amino acids.
AUGGGUCGCAAUGGCGUCAAGGUGAUCAUCCGCACGAGGCCGACCGCGAGCUUCGCGACGCACCAGCUGCAGAUCGACCCGGAUGACAGCACCAUCACGGUCUACAGCGGCGCGGCCGCCCUCGCCGCGGCCUCCGGGGGCGCGUCCCCGCCCAAGACGGACGGCGGGCCGUCCAACCGCAAGGACUGCUGGCAGUUCAAGUUCCACCAGGUGCUGCACAACGCCGGCCAGGACCGCGUCUACGAGGCCAUCGCGCGCGACAUCGUGCAUGGCGCAGUGGUGGACGGCGUCAACGGCACCAUCCUGGCCUACGGGCAGACGGGGGCGGGCAAGAGCUUCACCAUGAUCGGGGACACGCGCAACUACCAGCACCGCGGCAUCGCCCCGCGAGCCAUCGCGCAGCUCUACGAGGAGGUCGAGAGUCGGAUUGAGCUCCAGUACACGAUCCGCGUGUCGUACAUGGAGAUCUACAACGACCGCAUCUACGAUCUACUGGAAGGACAGCAGGGCGGGGACCGGACUAACGGUAACGGUGGAGCUGGGGGCGGCAACGGGGAGCUGGUGGUCGUGGAGGACGCGCGCGGGACGUACGUCCGCGGACUCACGCAGGUCGAGGUGCGCAGUGAGCAAGAGGCUUUGGACCAGCUCUUUAACGGAGAGCUGCAGCGCACCGUGGCGGAGCAUCAGCUCAACAAGCGCUCGAACCGCUCGCACUGUGUGCUGACGUUCCACAUUGCGCAGAAAUCUCGAGCUGGAGGAACGGAGAGAGUCACGCUGAGUAAGCUGCACCUGGUGGAUCUGGCUGGAAGCGAGCGACUCAAGAAGACUCUGGACGGAGAGCAGGCGGGGGCAGGAAGCCCUACCAAGACGUCGUCGUCCUCUUCGAAAGCGGGGUCGGCGCUGUCCACUAUCAAGAAGGAGUCCAUGUACAUCAACCAGAGCUUGAGCUUCCUGGAGCAGUGCAUCGUGGCGUUGGGCUCCAAGGAGCAGCGCCACAUCCCGUACCGCCAGACCAAGCUCACGAACGUACUCAAGGACUCACUGGGGGGCAACUCGAACACGCUCAUGUUCGCGUGCAUUUGGGGCGAGGGGCGACACCUUGAGGAGACGAUUUCAACGCUCAAGCUGGCGCAGCGCAUGGUGCGGGUGCAGAACGAGGUCGCCACCAUCGUGGAGACCGACCCGGCACUGUUGCUACGCAAGUACGAGCGACAGAUCCGAGAGCUGAAGCACGAGUUGGUCAUGCACGACGCGCUGGUUGAACGCACAGCCGUUGUCUACGACGAGCACACGCCCGAGCAAAAGCACCAGCUGAUGCAGAUGGUUCGCAGGUAUAUCGACGCGCCGACUCAGGAGAUGGAGGACGAAGCACUGCGACUUACAAGCGUGAACGAGAUCCGCGAGCUCUUCCGUCAGUUCAAACUUUUGUUCAAGAGCUCUGGGCUGGACUCGAUGGGUGGUGGUGCAUCUGGGAUGAACGGGGUGGGCUCGCAUGGAGGUGCAGGGAGCGCGAACAACUCGACAAGAUCAGCUUCAGCGGGGUCGUCAGCGUCGCGAACUCAAACUUCUGCUGGUUCUCGCGAUGAUCCUCGGAUGCACGCAACUCACGGCCCCAACGGCGAAGAACUGGUCGGCGAGGAGGAGCCUGGAGCAGUUGGGUUCCCUCUUGGUCUCGUACCUGGAGCAGCAAGACCAUCCACGAUGGACACGAGCAAGAAUAAAAACUAUCGCGGUGCGGGAGGAGCUGCGGAUGGUCCCGGGGGAACCAGUCCGAUUGGUAAUGGACAGCGAAGUCCAGCUGCGUCGCGGUCGCCUAGUGGAGCCGAACUCCCGGGUGUCCCCGACAAUAAUGAAGACGACCGCGGUGAUGAUGAAGGAGGACUCUACAGCACCAGCAAAGCUGGAGGUCGAAGCGGAGAAGGUGCCAUGCUAUCACAAGAUGCCGAGACGCGCGCCAAGAACGACGCGUUCCAGUUCUAUCGGUCUGCUGGCCCAGGGCGGAAGCUGCACCAGAAUCUACAGGACGAGAAGGACAAAUUGUUCGACGCUAAGCAGCGCGUCAAGCAGGUCACGCGGCGUGUGAACGCUGCGAAGGCCCAGAUCGACGCCGUCCGUGCGCAGCUAGAGGACAAGCGCAACCAGCGAGGAACGAAUGAUGGAGCUGCGGGUAACCGCAAGAGUGGCGCCAAGCAGAUGCCGCAAGAGCGCGACGAGGUUGUGGAUGAAGAGGAAUUUAUCCUUAUGACAGCGGAGCGAGAGGCCAAGCGAGACUAUCGAUCACUUUUCGGAGACCUCAAGGACGCCAAGUCGGAGCUCGAGUUUUCUCUUCGCAGUGUGGAGCUGUUGCGCCGACGCCUCGUGCGUGAGUUUGAGGACUGGUACGAGGAAGAGGGCCACGCUCAUGCACUUAGUAAGACCUCGGAUGGAGCUGGGUUUGACGCCUUGGCGAGAUCAACGUUCAGCAAGGAUGAUAAGCUGGAUGAUGGCGAGAAAUUCGAUCAGAUGGAGGUGGAUCGAGUAAGAGCCCAGGACCCGGACUCGUUGGCGUUCUUCCAAGCCCAGAAGAAGAUGCGACAGCAGUUAGCAGGCUCAAUCGUGCCAGCGUCACAGCGAAAAGCUAAGCGUUGA